AUGGGUGGCCAACCUCCUCCAAAAGACACAAAGAAGCAGGGCACGGCGGGCAAGGUUGCCGUUAAAGAGAAGAAGCCAAAAUCCGGUACAACCGGUGGAAAAGCCAAGAAAAAGUGGUCCAAGCAAGUGUCGCGCGAGAAGCUGCGAAACAUGGUGCUGUUCGACACGGCCACGUUCGACAAGCUACAGAAGGAGGUGCCCAACUACCGGCUCAUCACGCCCUCCGUGGUGUCCGAGCGCCUGCACCUGCGCGUGUCGCUGGCGCGCGAAGCCCUGCAGCUCCUGUGCGACAAAGGUAUGAUCCGCAAGGUGGUGCGAGAACGAGGCCAGCACGUGUACACGCGCAUGGCGCACACGGACGACGGAACAGACGGUGGCGACGCGGGGGGCAAGCAGCAACAGCAGCCGUCACAGCAGCAGCGCAAGUGA
Messenger RNA from Lethenteron reissneri (Far Eastern brook lamprey), 429 nucleotides. Its product is annotated as small ribosomal subunit protein eS25-like. The record is from RefSeq and is a predicted model, not a curated record. NCBI's taxonomy places the organism in Eukaryota, Metazoa, Chordata, Hyperoartia, Petromyzontiformes, Petromyzontidae.